Oncorhynchus kisutch (coho salmon) is the source of this 1068-nucleotide messenger RNA. Its product is annotated as zinc finger protein 180-like. The transcript has a single exon. Gene Ontology annotation, molecular function: DNA-binding transcription factor activity, RNA polymerase II-specific. The record is from RefSeq and is a predicted model, not a curated record. NCBI's taxonomy places the organism in Eukaryota, Metazoa, Chordata, Actinopteri, Salmoniformes, Salmonidae. Bases 66 to 914 code for a protein of 282 amino acids. Gene Ontology annotation, cellular component: nucleus. Gene Ontology annotation, biological process: regulation of transcription by RNA polymerase II.
CAGGAGAGAGACCAGACUCUCACUCUGACAGCGGGAAGAGUCCUUCAGCGGAACCAGACCCAGAGAUGCCCAAACCAGUGAGACAACACCACUGCUCCCACUGUGAAAAGAGUUUUUGCUGGUCAGGAAACCUAAAACUGCAUGAGAAAACACACACAGGAGAAAAGCCUUACCAGUGUUCCCAGUGUGGAAAGAGUUUUGCCGUGUUAACUAACCUGAAAAGGCAUGAGAGAAUACACACAGGAGAAAAGCCUUAUCACUGUUCCCAAUGUGGAAUUAGUUUUAUUCAGUUAGGGCACCUAAAAGCUCAUGAGAGGACACACACAGGAGAAAAGCCUUUCCAAUGUUCCCAGUGUGGAAAGAGUUUUACUAAGAAAGGGCAAGUAAAAGAGCAUGAGAGAAUACACAAAGGAGAAAAGCCUUUCCAAUGUUCCCAUUGUGGAAAGAGUUGUACCCGGAUACGAAAUCUAAAAAAGCAUGCGAGACUACACAACGGAGAAAAGCCUUACCAAUGCUCCCAGUGUGGAAAGAGUUUUGCCGUGUUAACUAACCUGAAAAGGCAUGAGAGAAUACACACAGGAGAAAAGCCUUUCCAAUGUUCCCAUUGUGGAAAGAAUUGUACUCAGAUAGGGUACCUAAAAGUUCAUGAGAGAAUACACACAGAAGAAAAUCUUUAUCAAUGUUCCCAGUGUGAAAAGAGUUUUACUCAGAUAGGGUACCUAAAAGCUCAUGAGAGAAUACACACAGGACAAAAGCCUUUCCAAUGCUCCCAGUGUGGAAAGAGUUUUACCAUGUUAGCUAGCCUGACAAGGCAUGAGAGAUUACACACAGGAGAAAAGCCUUUCCAAUGUUCCCAGUGUGAAAAGAGUUUUACCUGGUUAGGGAGCCUGAAGGAGCAUGAGAAGACACACUAAAAAAGCCCUACCACUGCUCUUUCUCUCUGUGUGGAAGGACAUUUUUCCAGUCAGAGAACCUGAUAUCACAUGAGAGAAUAAAGGUGCUGUGUUCAGACUUAUUUUUGCCUGAUAAUUUGUGUUUUGAAAUCGUAUUGUUUAUGAUUAUACCUGU